This is a messenger RNA of Ogataea philodendri, 708 nucleotides long. RefSeq lists its product as uncharacterized. NCBI's taxonomy places the organism in Eukaryota, Fungi, Ascomycota, Pichiomycetes, Pichiales, Pichiaceae. The coding region runs from base 1 to 708 and encodes 235 amino acids. The transcript has 2 exons. The record is from RefSeq and is a predicted model, not a curated record.
AUGCAGGGUCUUGUUGAUCAACAUCUCUCCAGCCUCGGUUGUCCAGUCAGGAAUGGUUCCCUCUCUAUCAUGGAACGGAAUGUUGUUGUAUGGAUCAGCGUUGUCCUCGCUCUGAUAGUACUUUGGAUCGGUAAACACGUCGUUGAUGUGUCUGACCUGUUUUGGACCAACUUCCUGGCCAGUGAUUUGGUAGAAGUAUGGAGAAGUGGUACGUCUCCAGAAAUCUGGCCACGUGAUCAUCUGCGCAAACCAGGAGUACUUGCCACCACCAACAAUGACGUAACCACUGCCUUUAUAGAAUUUUGGGGCGGUGUUCGGCAAGCUGCUGACAACAGUCUCGUGCUUGAGGGUCAAGUCGUUCACAAACUGGGCAGGGAAAUUGAGGAAGCCAGAACAGUCGUGCUCACUGAGUCUGUCCCAGGUCUGAGCGUAAAACAAGACGUUCUCAAUGAAAGGCUUUCCAUCUUUCAGAACCUGUCUUUCAGCCAGAGGAUAGCUCAAAGAGUUUUUCUUCAUGGUUUCGAAAAUCUCGAUAAAGUAGUUUUGGAACGUGAUAUCUCCUCUGAUGAUAUCUUCAGGAGUAAUCUUGUUAAGAGAGUCCUCCGUUGGCGAUUGGUUGCCUGUGAGAGGGAAAGAUCUAUCGUCUGUUCUCUGGCCCUUGGAUUCGUCGAUCGAGGAAAUUUUAGAGCCUUUUGUGUUACCAGUUGA